CAACCUCCAUCCACCACACACGAACAGACAUUCGCCUGGAGGAGCAAUGGCGAUCGCCAGUGGGAGUGGCAGUCGCGACGUCAGCUUCUUUGUGCCACCAGACGCCUUGGAUGAGGGUGACAGUGGCAAUGGGCUCCGAGGCGGUGGUGUCUCUGACGACGAGGCCCGGGAUGCCAUGCUGAGGCUCGUCGCGACCGUCGUGAAGCGUCAGGGCAUCGAGGCAGUCGAUGAAGACGUCAUGCGUUUCCUCCUGGAUGAGCUCCACAGCGUCCUCGUCUCGCUUGCAACGCAUGCACAGUCGAUGGCUUCGGCCUCGCGAAGGCGGACCGCUUCGGCCAGGGACGUCUUUGCUGCGCUUCUGUACGCAGGCAGGAGGCUUCAUCCAACCGAGCUCGACAGAUACGAGAAGAAAUCCAGCGAGGCACGCACCCAAGAGUCGCGCCAAGCCUGGUCCCGCAAUGCCGCCAAAGAGCUCAAGGGAAAGGGAAAAGGGCCGGCGUGGAAGGAGCCCACUCAACACUGGUUGCCCAGCGAUGAAGAGGAAGACGUAGAGGAUCAGAACCCAAACAAGGAAAAGGAGGGGAAGCGCUCGAAAGAUGUUAAGGGAGAAAUGACGAAAAUGAAGCGACGACGAAAGGUCUUCUACAGGCCCGAUAUUGUCCCUGGGCACUUUCCAGCACUGCCGCCCAAACAUACAUGGCUUCAGACGCCUGCAUAUGCAAAGCCCGCUUCAUCUACAAGGAAUCCCCUUGAAUUUUUGGAGCUCAAGCAGGCGUCGACAAUGCAGACCGAAACGUCCCUAAGAGGGCUCAUCACUUCGACAGAGGCCGCCCGUUCCCUAGCUUCAAAGUCCUUUUCCUCUUCCUCGAAAGCUGCUGCACCGGACCGGUCAUCCGCGGCACCCGAAGGGCAGGCCCACAGCACAUCCACCGAAGUCGCUUUUCGCGACGUCUUCGACCAGGGAAAGGCCCCGGUACACGCAGCCGAGCCUGUGUUCCAGGUGCAGUCGCAGUCUCAAAAGACCAUCAGCCCUCGUUCAGGCACGCCCGUCCGAGGCUCUGGUACCGACGGAGCUAUGUCGACGGUAAGCUCGCCAGAGCAGGUCCAGCAGCUUCCGGAGCGGACGGUCGAGACCACUCCAACACAAGAAGAGCGAAAAGCAAAGAUCCGCAUGGGACGAAAUCUCUCGCUGAAGCUCCGGACCUCGUCCUCGGACGCAGCAGCCCCUUCGACUCCAGGCCCACCGGGCCCAUCAACGCCGAUACGAGCGUCGCUGAGCCGUGCGCGACCGAAUCUGAUGCUCAAGAGCGCCCACAGCCACCUCUCCCACGGUCACGGCCAUUCGCUUUCCUUUUCUGGCUCAUCUCCGAUGGCUGCUUCUCCACAGUCCACACCUCCGCCAUUUGCUUUAAAUCUCCAAGCGCGAAGGAAUACGCUUGCAUCAGCCAAUUGGCCGCAGUGGCCCAGUUCAGCAACAGGAGUUGCCGCCUCUGGUCCGUCGACACCUGCUCCGUCUGGCUCUUCCUCCUUCACCUGGGGCUUCCCCCCUCCUCCUCCCUCGGCGAUGACGCCCGCCGCACAGGGCGGCCCCGGAUCGUGGGACGACUUUGGCAGGGGUGGCGGCCUCAUGACGCCCCUGACGCCCGGUGCCGGCUUCGUCUAUCCUCCAACGCCAUCGGACGUGCACAGCAAUGCGCCCUUCGGACAGCAGCUUCAGCUUCAGCAGCAGCAGCAACGGAGACGCUACGGCAGCGUCAUUGUACCUACGGCUGGCUCAGAAGCGGGGACAGAAGGUGCAGGAGGAGACGGCGCCGGUGCAGAGUUUGAAAUUCCUCUACCGGGGGUUGUCAACUACCAGCGAUCCCACCCUCGACUGCGGGCGGCAUGAUGGCAUCGCCACAUCGCCGUCUGAUGACUCGGUCUUCAUUCUCUCUCUGGCCUGUACUUUGAUCUCAAGUUUGAUUACAUCAGUUGGUGCAGAAGCUGUUCAACCAUCCUCAAAACGAAAGACUGGGUAUCGUCGUGUAAUUCUUUCUUUCUCGCUCUCACUUGCUCUUGGUACGUGAGGCAGUCGAGACUGACGGCGAAACCACUAGCUUUCCUAGGAACUUAUUCGCCCACUUCCGCUUUGAUGCCCCUACACCAAAGAUCGACACACGUGAAGAGCAAG
This is a messenger RNA of Acaromyces ingoldii, 2170 nucleotides long. RefSeq lists its product as hypothetical. The coding region runs from base 47 to 1888 and encodes 613 amino acids. Lineage: Eukaryota; Fungi; Basidiomycota; Exobasidiomycetes; Exobasidiales; Cryptobasidiaceae. Gene Ontology annotation, molecular function: protein heterodimerization activity. Gene Ontology annotation, biological process: transcription initiation at RNA polymerase II promoter. Gene Ontology annotation, cellular component: transcription factor TFIID complex. The transcript has 2 exons. The record is from RefSeq and is a predicted model, not a curated record.